AUGGCUUGUGUGUUACGCUACGUGGACAAGAAUGGGCAUGUAGUUGAAUGUUUUAUGGGUAUUGUGCAUGUUACUGAUACAUCUGCUAUCUCACUUAAGAUGACGAUUGAUGAUUUAUUUUGUAGACAAGGCUUGAACAUUUCUAGAUUGCACGGACAAGGUUAUGAUGGGUUGACUCUAGUGGGUGUGGCAAGAAAACAUAAAGAUAUUGUUUCUCUUUUCACUUUUGUUGCUAAUGUUGUGAAUGUAGUUGGUGGUUCAUGUAAACGGCGUGGUAAUCUUCGAGAGAAACAAAUUUCCAUAGUUACUGAGGACCAAUUGCAAAGGAUGAGGAAGAAUGGAUGGGAAUCUUUACUUGAUGAAGUUUCUUCUUUUUGUGUCAAACAUGAAAUUCUUGUUCCUAACAUGGAUGAUCCAUUUUUAGCUCAAGGAAGACCACGACGUGAUGCUCACAAAAAUUCAAACUUGCAUAAUUAUCGUGUUGAAUUGUUUUAUGCCAUCAUAGAUAUGCAACUUCAAGAGCUAAGUAGUUGUUUUGAUGAAGUGAAUGCUGAGUUGUUGCUUUGUGUGGCAAGCUUGUGUCCAGCUGAUUCAUUUUUUGCUUCUGAGAAGCAAAAGCUAAUCCGCCUUGCUCAAAUUUAUCCAAACGAAACCUUAGUUAUCAACUUGAGAAUUAUAUUGUAG
Cornus florida is the source of this 684-nucleotide messenger RNA. RefSeq lists its product as uncharacterized. NCBI's taxonomy places the organism in Eukaryota, Viridiplantae, Streptophyta, Magnoliopsida, Cornales, Cornaceae. The record is from RefSeq and is a predicted model, not a curated record. The transcript has 3 exons. Bases 1 to 684 code for a protein of 227 amino acids.